CCUGGGGGGAGCAGCCAGUGCAGCUGCAGCCAUGGCGCCCUGCAGCUUCACCCUCCUCCUCCUCCUGCUGGUGGGACCCUCACAGUGGGGCCGGGGGUGCUGCAUGGCCAUCCCCCGGGAGGCUCCGGGCAGAGCCGUGUCCCAGCGUGGCCCCGCAGCCCCGCUGUCCAUCCCACAGGACACGCUGAUCUUCCCGGAGCACGGACACGGCCUCCGGCGGCAGAAGAGGGACUGGGUCAUCCCCCCCAUCAACUGCCCUGAGAACGAGCGGGGGCCCUUCCCCAAGAAGCUGGUGCAGAUCAAAUCCAACAAGGACAAGGAGACCAAGGUUUUCUACAGCAUCACGGGGCAGGGAGCGGACACCAUCCCCGUGGGUGUCUUCAUCAUCGAGCGGGAGACGGGGUGGCUGGAGGUGACAAAACCCCUGGACCGGGAGGAGAAGGAUAAAUACCUGCUCUACUCCCACGCCGUGUCGGCCAACGGGCAGCCCGUGGAAGACCCCAUGGAGAUCAUCAUCACCGUCACGGACCAGAACGACAACCGGCCCGUCUUCACCCAGGCAGUAUUCCACGGUUCUGUGCUGGAGGGAGCUAAGCCAGGCACAUCGGUGCUGAGGGUGCUGGCCACCGACGCAGACGACGCCGUGAACUCCAGCAAUGGCAUUGUGAGCUAUUCCAUCCUGAGCCAGGUGCCAGAGAAGCCCCAGCCUGGGAUGUUCACCAUCAACAGCAGCUCUGGGCUGGUCUCUGUGGCCAUGGCAUGGCUGGUGGCAGAGGUGGUCCCUGAAUACACCCUGGAGAUCCAGGCUGCUGACUCGGGGGGACACGGGCUGCGAGCCACUGCCACCGCCCACAUCAGGGUGCAGGCUGACGGCAUGUCUGAGGUGGGAAAGGGCACCCUGACCACCCACGUGCUGAACACGGCCACGGGGCUGCCAGCAGCUGGCAUUGCUGUCCGCCUGGCCCAGCUGCAGGAGCCAGGACUGCAGUGGAUGGAGCUGGCACAGAGGCACACGGAUGCGGACGGGCGCUGCCAGCCCCUUCUGGCACCAGGACAGGCCAAGGCUGGCACCUACAAGCUGCACUUUGAGACAGCUGAGUACUGGCAGGGACUGGGGCACACCAGCUUCUACCCCUUUGUGGAGGUUGUCUUCAUCAUCACCGACCCGGCACAGAAGCUCCACGUCCCACUGCUGAUCAGCCCCUACUCCUACACAACGUACCGGGGCAGUUAGAGGGGCACAGCCUUCCCCUGGGGAUGCAGGAAUGAUACCAUCGAGGCCAUUAAAAACUCCAAACAGCA
Haemorhous mexicanus (house finch) is the source of this 1302-nucleotide messenger RNA. Its product is annotated as cadherin-1-like. Gene Ontology annotation, molecular function: cadherin binding; hydroxyisourate hydrolase activity; calcium ion binding. Lineage: Eukaryota; Metazoa; Chordata; Aves; Passeriformes; Fringillidae. The transcript is spliced from 8 exons. Gene Ontology annotation, biological process: homophilic cell-cell adhesion; multicellular organism development; cell-cell junction assembly. The record is from RefSeq and is a predicted model, not a curated record. Gene Ontology annotation, cellular component: plasma membrane; catenin complex; adherens junction. The coding region runs from base 32 to 1234 and encodes 400 amino acids.